GUUCUGGUGCUUUGAACCCAUUGCUUUCCGGGGCGGAAGAUGAAUUUCGCUUUCGAGAUCCGUCCCGCUUGUGGGUGCCCCAUUUCGAUGCUUUCGCAAAACGGAGAAUUAUGAUGCUUUCGCAGGCCGCACUUGUCAGUGAUCAAAGCGUCUGCUAAACGAUACAACCUUGAGUUCUUUCUUUGAUUUGCUGUUGUUAUCGGGCUUUGUGGGGGAAGAGCUGGACUUUUGUGGGGAAAGGUUAUCCUUGAUUUGGAACUUUUCCAGAUGUUGGUCAAGAAAGUGUGGUAGCACAAGAGAGAUUUUGAACUUAAGAGCAGCCAUUGGCGGCAAAUUUCCCUAAUUUGCUGAAGUAGUUGGCUCAGGUUUGGGCCUUCAAUUUGUGUUCUUCUCCUGAGUUUUCCUUCUGCAUGCAUGCAUGCCUCGCAGCAUGAUUAAGCAAUUUUUGAGUCGGUUCCCUCGAAAGCAGUCCAAGUCGGGUGAUAAACGGGAUUUGCCUGCUGGAGCGAGUCCGCCAUCAUCAACUUCUUCAACCAGUUCAAAAGGUGGGGACUUGCCAAGCAGCAGGAUCACGAUUCUCCCUCCUGGUUCGGACCCUGGGUUAAAUCAUCUAACCAAGUAUGUUCCUGCUGUUAAGUCAAAGCAGAACGGCAGUCCAGUCCUCCCUGCCUAUGAAGCAUUGCCGAGCUUCAAGGAUGUCUCGAGCUCUGAGAGGCAGAUCUUAUUUAUCAAAAAGUUGAAUUUGUGUCGUGUUGUUUUUGACUUCAUAGACACAACAACGAAGAAUUUGAAAGAAGAGAGCAUAAAACGACAGACUCUACAAGAUCUUGCUGACUAUGUUACAUCAGCCAAUGCAAAGUUUCCAGAGAGUGUUAUCCAAGAGAUCAUCAAGAUGGUUUCCAUAAACUUGUUUAGGACCUUCAUUUCCCUGCCGAAUGAGUACAAGGCUUUGCAAGCUUUUGACUUGGAGGACGAUCAACCUGUAAUGGACCCUGCAUGGCCACACUUGCAUCUUGUUUAUGACUUCUUUUUAAGGUUCAUUCAAUCUCCUGAGACAGAUGCAAAGGUGGCAAAAAGAUAUAUUGAUCAUUCCUUUGUUCUUAAGCUGCUUGAUCUCUUUGAUUCAGAAGACAGUCGAGAGAGGGAAUAUCUAAAGACCAUUCUUCACCGUAUCUAUGGAAAAUUUAUGGUUCACCGGCCAUUUAUAAGGAAAUCCAUUAAUAACAUCUUCUAUCGGUUUAUCUUUGAAACAGAAAAGCACAAUGGGAUUGCAGAGUUAUUGGAGGUAUUGGGAAGUGUUAUUAAUGGGUUUGCAUUGCCUUUGAAGGAGGAACAUAAAUUGUUCCUUGUUCGGGCAUUAAUCCCACUUCAUAAGCCAAAAUGCAUGGGCAUGUACCAUAAGCAGUUAUUAUACUGCAUAACUCAAUUUAUUGACAAAGAUUGCAAACUUGCAGAUAUUGUCAUAAGGGGCUUGUUGAAAUUUUGGCCCGUUACUAAUAGUUCAAAGGAAGUAAUGUUUUUAGGAGAGUUGGAAGAGGUCUUGGAUGCAACUCAGCCUGCAGAGUUUCAGCGAUGUAUGGUGCCACUGUUCCAUCAGGUAGCCCGCUGCUUGAGUAGUUCUCAUUUUCAGGUAAGUGGUGUUUCUCUGUGUUAUAGCUUUAGAAUUUUAAAUGAACUGGUUUACUGUCGACUGAGCACAUUUUUCGUGUCGAAUGUCUUCUGUUUUACUUUAAAUGCACGCUUUGCUGGGAGCACUGUUGACCUCCUUGUUUGGUUCAUCAACAUGUAA
Musa acuminata AAA Group (dessert banana) is the source of this 1789-nucleotide messenger RNA. Its product is annotated as serine/threonine protein phosphatase 2A 59 kDa regulatory subunit B' eta isoform-like. Gene Ontology annotation, molecular function: protein phosphatase regulator activity. The transcript has a single exon. Gene Ontology annotation, biological process: signal transduction. The record is from RefSeq and is a predicted model, not a curated record. The coding region runs from base 419 to 1789 and encodes 456 amino acids. NCBI's taxonomy places the organism in Eukaryota, Viridiplantae, Streptophyta, Magnoliopsida, Zingiberales, Musaceae. Gene Ontology annotation, cellular component: protein phosphatase type 2A complex.